CUUUUUCAUUCAUUCAGUCAUUAAUUUAAUUUUGAACAAUGAAGUACUUAUUCUGCCUUAUAAUUGCUCUUUCAUUCGGUUUAUACCAAGCAUUUUGGACUGAGUGUCCUGGAUCAGGCGUUAUUGGACCAGAUUCAAUUACGUCACCCAAUUGCACUAUUGACAGAUGCAGGGUGACUCGAGGACAACUAUUGAGUGCAGAUAUCCUUGUUACAUGGUCUGGAAGUCACAGUGAGUUACGCACUAGAAUCACUGCAUUUUUGUUGGGCAUCGGCAUUAAUCUUCCUAUUGAUUAUCCGUUUGAUAAUGUAUGCAACGUUCUCAUGCUCCCCGAUGGUUCUUCUUUAAGCUGCCCAACAGUUCCAAAUGUUCAAAAUAGAAUACCACUUGAAAUGCUGAUAUCUUCAGCAUAUCCAGCAAUGAAUAAUGCUCGAGUUCAAGUUGACUUCUUUGAUGGAUCAGAAAGAGUAGCCUGUGGACUACUUACUGCUGUUGAUAUUUUGUAAAGUUUGAAAUUUGUUGAAUUUUGAUGAGAAUUGAAUUUUUAAUAAAAUUAU
This is a messenger RNA of Chironomus riparius, 557 nucleotides long. Lineage: Eukaryota; Metazoa; Arthropoda; Insecta; Diptera; Chironomidae. The record is from the annotation of a GenBank genome assembly.